GGCCGUGAUUCCAUAUCAACUAUAUUUGUGGCGCUUUCGGCGUGCAUAUCCUGUCAACUGGGUCACUAUCCAAACUGGCUAUUCUUUCAGUGCUUUUGUGCCAUUGCGUUGUUUUAUUGCGCACACUGGCAGACGUAUGUGUCUGGAACGAUGCGCUUCGGCCGCAUCGAUGUAACUGAGGCUCAAUUCUCCAUCAUUGCUAUACAUUUGGUUUCGGCCGUGCUGGGGCCCGAGAUUUGGCUGACGAAGAUGCCUUAUCUUGAGUGUGAAACACGCUGCUUGCCGUUUUAUAUGGCCAGUGGAGUUGACUUCAGUUUAUCCAUUUUAAACGAGGGCUGUGGGAAGAAUGGAUCAUCUGUUGCAGGAACCAGUGUUCUAUCGCCUAGUAUACCGCUGACACUUGUAGUGCUGCCCGCGCUGAUGAUAGCGCAAAAGUCGCCGGAAAAUAUUUUUACGGAGCACGCUUCAGUUUUUAUUCUGGCUUUUGGCAUGGUGGCUGCCAAAAUUACCAACAAGCUGGUGAUAAACAAUGCGUAAAAUGCCAAAAUAAAA
Drosophila novamexicana is the source of this 552-nucleotide messenger RNA. RefSeq names its product cholinephosphotransferase 1-like. Gene Ontology annotation, cellular component: Golgi apparatus; endoplasmic reticulum membrane. Bases 151 to 537 code for a protein of 128 amino acids. Lineage: Eukaryota; Metazoa; Arthropoda; Insecta; Diptera; Drosophilidae. Gene Ontology annotation, molecular function: diacylglycerol cholinephosphotransferase activity; ethanolaminephosphotransferase activity. Gene Ontology annotation, biological process: phosphatidylethanolamine biosynthetic process. The record is from RefSeq and is a predicted model, not a curated record. The transcript is spliced from 5 exons.